UGCAAUUGGACAUCCAAAAAAUGAAGCUCACCAACGUCCUGUGCAUUGCUGUGGCUGUCAGCCUGCUGGCUGGCGCCCAGGCCGCCUCCUUCCCUUACAGCUCGGUAUGCGCUCAGCAGCCGGCCGUCUACUCCGUGGAGUCGACCAUCAUUGAGCGCCCCAACAACACCUACUGCUUUAAGAUCGCUGUCAACGUGCCUGCUAACUGCGCUGGCUACUGCUGCUCGGCUGACCUUUACAAGUUCGAGCUGAGCAUCAACCCUAUCUGCAAGAUUAGCGGCGCCAAGCUGAGCUCUACCCUCAACGGCAAGCCAACCCCCACCCAGCCUUCUAUCGACAAGGCCCCCAACGAGCCGGCUGGUGCCAUCCUGCGCAUUCCGAACCUGGGCCUCAAGAUGUCCAACGCCGAUGGCGCCGAGAUUUGCGUGAGCCUGGGCACCAACUCCGCCGGCAGGGGCUGCCUCUCCCUGGAGCAGCUCUGCAAGCCACCGGCCGGCGGUGCUCCCGGCACCUGCGAGACUGCCCUGUGGGACUCCAAGUUCAAGUGCUGCCCAACGGACGUUACUGUGCCCAACUCUCCGCUUCUGCCCCCGCCCCCCAUCAACUGCACGUGCGACUACAAGGCAGGUUCCACGCCAUUCACUGUUGGCGCCGCCGCCACUGCUACCCCCACCACUUCGGGAACCACCGUGUACUGCCUGCCGAUCACCACCACGGACACCUUCACCCCAGCUGGUUGCGGCCCGGUCGACAUCCUGCACAAGAUCGAGAUGUACGCAAACCAGGAUCAGAGGGCUGCGAUUAAGAGCCUGAAACUGGUCUCCGGCAGCACCACCACGACCCUCGCGGCCUCCUGGAACGGCGCUAACAGCAACACUCUGAAGUUCACCCCGAUCAACUGGACCAAGGCUCAGGCCGCGAACUCCAAGGUCUGCGUGGAGCUCAAGAACCCAACCACCCUUUCGGACUUCUGCCUCGGCAGCAAGUGCUACCUCUUCAUCUUCAACGCCAACAGGGCGUGCUGCCCGAUGUACACGGUUCCGGUUUAAUGGCUAAACCGCACAUCGUUACGCUCUUGGCAAGUUGACGGAGGGCCAAGGCACGUAAGGUCUGCGCCUGGAGGAUUGACAGGUUUUCUUUCUCUUUAGCAGUGCCGGAUUGCGUGGCCAAGAAUGCCACGUGUGGCACUAUGAUUGGCAUCUUUUGUGUCGCAGCGUGCGCAGCAAGAUUUUCCGCAUCGGAUUUAAUUGCGCGCAGCAGGAUGUGCGCAGCAUGAUAUUCCGUAAUCGGAUUUUAUCCGUUGACUGGUUACAGAUCUGACAUAACAGGUGGACAUCAUUCCCUGCCCCAGCUGCCGUGAUGGUGUAAUUGAAAUGGGACUGGAAAACGAACGCGCGUGGUGGAUAGAAUUAGGUGGUCUUAACAUGCCGCGGCAUCGCAACAGUUGUCAAGCAAGGCUGUUUGUUCUUUGGCGACUGGCUUGGCAUCCAUUCCUGGUGGAUGUGACCUGCGGCGCGGUGUUCCCAUUGCAAGCUGUCAGGAACAUUUAUUCGUAACUGAACGGAGUGAAUGUAUUCAAAAUUCUGAAAUGCGCGCGUUUUUUCUCCCGUAACCCGCCAAUAGAAUCAUGCUACAUGCUACUGAAUAUUUGGGACAUCGUUGGCAGGUUUUUGCACAUCGGCACAUUUGGCAACACAACCCGGCCAAACAACCUUUGGAAUGCCUCAAUAAAAAAUCUUGACUUUGCGACUGUUAAUGACUAACGACAACCCGUAAGGGAUUGUGCCUCGCGAACGUUUGAUCGUUCCUGUUGGUUGCAAUUUCACCUCAACAUCCAUUGAAAUUACACUGCCACGCGAAAUGUAAAUGGAAAAGUCGCUCGUUUCAUUUGUGGCUGCUCCCUAGCUCGGCGAUGUGACAAACCACGGUUGUUCAACACAAUCGCUUCACCAAAACACUUCGUCGAAUACCUGUUUAAGUGAAUAACCAGGCUUUUAUGUAAUUCAGCUGAUGGAUCAACCCGCGUCUAUCGUAUGCUCGAUCGUUUGAUGCCUGCAGGCAGCUGCUUGUCAGGAGGGUAGGAUUCGGGCUGGAAUUAGGGAAGAGCUCUGUCGCAGAAUUAGCCUGGAUUUUAUUCCUGACAAAAGAAUUGGUCUGCCGAGGUCUGGAAUUGUUCUGGCGGACCCGCCGGAGGUAUUCGAAUUGCGCUGUGGAGCCUCGGAAUUGGGCUGUGCUGCGCCUGAAUUGGCCUGUCCGGGUGUCGAAUUGGCCUGUCCGGGUGCCGAAUUGGCCUAACAGGGUAUUGAAUUAGCCUGACAGGGUAUCGAAUUGACCUGUUCGGGGUGUCAAAUUGGCCUGACAGGGUAUCGAAUUAGCCUGACAGGGUGUCGAAUUGGCUGUCAAGUUGGCAGGAUUGGCCGGGGCUGGCAUCCAAAAGCACAUGACUUUUAAGGAAUUU
Volvox carteri f. nagariensis is the source of this 2458-nucleotide messenger RNA. It is a transcript of the gene phV2, whose product is annotated as extracellular matrix glycoprotein pherophorin-V2. Bases 21 to 1049 code for a protein of 342 amino acids. The record is from RefSeq and is a predicted model, not a curated record. Gene Ontology annotation, cellular component: extracellular region. Lineage: Eukaryota; Viridiplantae; Chlorophyta; Chlorophyceae; Chlamydomonadales; Volvocaceae. The transcript is spliced from 8 exons. Gene Ontology annotation, molecular function: hormone activity.